ACUUUUUAGCUCGAUUCUUCUUUAUGUUUUGACCCAACCCCAGGAACCGUACGUUUCGAAAGAGAUGGUCCUGAAAAAGUUCUGAUUUUUUUUUCUUUUCCCUAUCUUUAUGUUGUCCGGAUUCUUUCCGCGCGAGGCAUCGAAAUGGGUUCUUGCUGUUCGACGCCAGGAGGGCAGGGCAGGAGCGUGGUGGGGGUUGCGGCGGAGGGAGACCCCGCGUUGGUAGCAGCGAAUGGGAUGGACUCGGGCUCGGGCUCGGGCUCUGGGAGGUGGAAGAGGAUUGGGAGUUUUAGCAAGAGGAGGUCCGCGAACAAUGACCAGCUGCUGAAUCAGAGUCAGAUUCAUGUUGCUGGGAAGAUGUGCGUGAAUGGGGCUAGUGACGUGGCUUGCUUGUACACGCAACAGGGCAAGAAAGGUACCAAUCAAGACGCCAUGGUUGUUUGGAAGAAUUACAGUUCAAGAAGUGAUACAGUAUUCUGUGGAGUAUUUGAUGGUCAUGGUCCUUUUGGUCAUAUGGUUGCCAAGAAAGUUCGAGAUUCUCUCCCCCUUAUUCUCUGUACUCAGUGGACUGCCUCUUCAAGUGUUGAUGAGAGCAACCUUGCCAACAAUGAAAAUGUUGCUGGUGGCACGACCAAUGAAGAAGGUGGUAUAGUUGCCUCAGAGGAUCAGUGGUCUGAGUCCUGGGCAAUCGAAGAAAAGGAGAGACUUCCUGAGGCACUUCUUCCACUUAGACAGUCGAUGUUAAAAUCGUUUAACUUAAUGGACAAGGAAUUGAAGUUGCACCCAACCAUCGACUGUUUCUGCAGUGGAACAACAGCUGUUACCUUGAUAAAGCAGGGUCAGCAUCUUGUAAUAGGAAAUGUCGGUGACUCUAGAGCAGUACUAGCAACAAGAGACAAAGAUAAUUCAUUGGUUCCUGUCCAACUCACUGUGGACUUGAAGCCAGAUCUUCCAAGGGAGGCAGCAAGAAUACAAAAGUGCAAAGGCAGGGUUUUUGCCUUGCAAGAUGAGCCAGAGGUUGCACGUGUUUGGUUGCCGAAUAAUGACUCACCUGGUUUAGCCAUGGCUAGAGCUUUUGGGGACUUCUGUCUCAAGGACUUUGGAUUGAUAUCAGUUCCAGAUAUCUACUACCGCCACCUUAGUGAAGGAGAUGAAUUCAUCAUUAUGGCCACAGAUGGGGUUUGGGAUGUUCUAUCGAAUAAGGAAGCCAUUGACAUAGUGUCGUCGGCGCCCUCACCUACAACAGCUGCUAGAGCCCUUGUUGAUUGUGCAGUUCGUGCCUGGAGGCUUAAGUACCCUAAUUCGAAGACCGAUGAUUGUGCAGCUGUAUGCCUCUUUCUGGACCACUUGUCCUCAAGGGAAGAUUUGCCCAUGGGUCACACGGUGAAAAAUCCAGAGACACCAGUCGUGACAGUAGCAGUAACCGUGGAUAAAUCAGAAGCCUUAGAUCUUGAUGGUGCUUGUCGUGUUCUUGAAUUCGAGCGUGCAAGUGCUCGAGCCACUGAUGAGAUCGUCCCAGUCCCAGUCCCAGAAAUUUCGGAGGAGAAACUUUCUGGAAAGCUCCAAACACAAUCCAAGAGGAGCCUCGCAGAGUGCAUUUCCACGGCCGAGGACGAAGAGUGGUCUGCCUUGGAAGGUGUUACCCGGGUCAAUAGUCUGCUUAGCCUUCCCAGGUUCUUAUCAGGAGAUGGAAGAUCGGCCAGUUGGAGAAAAUGGUUGCCGGACUUUUAAUAUAGUCUAGGCCUUAAACAACAGACGGGACAGAUUUUUACGUGAUACUACUAUAUUCGGCAUAACUCUACGAGCCAGGUUAUUAGGUUAUUGGCAUGAUGGAAGGUGCGUAGGAUUAGCAGAUCGACGAAUAUGGAAGUUUCUAAGUGGGCUUGUUCCUAUAAAAGAUGUGGCCGGCAACUGUAUUAUAUUUUUGGGGGCAUAGCUAAAGAACGAUAAAUCGUUUGUUAUCGCUUAAUCGCACUUCAAUUGUUGAUGCUUUGUCAAUCUUUCUUUCUUUUGCAGACAUUUCGCUUGUAGACAGUUGUUCAUAUAGAAAAUUUCCAUUUCGUUUU
Molecule: messenger RNA, 2066 nt
Organism: Rhodamnia argentea
Lineage: Eukaryota; Viridiplantae; Streptophyta; Magnoliopsida; Myrtales; Myrtaceae
Product: probable protein phosphatase 2C 66
Exons: 5
Coding region: 145-1731 (528 amino acids)
Biological process (GO): protein dephosphorylation
Molecular function (GO): protein serine/threonine phosphatase activity
Source: RefSeq, a predicted model, not a curated record